AUGCCUCGGGAGCUCAUUUCCUCCGGGUCCAAAUUUGAGGGCGAAAUUGGUUAUUCCCGAGCAGUCGUCGUCGAUGACUUUGUGUUUGUAUCGGGAACCACUGGGUACGACUAUGCUACUGGCGAAAUCUCCGAAGAUAUCGUCCAACAGACUGAACAGACAAUGAUCAAUAUCGACAAGGCCCUAAAGGACGCGGGCUCCUCCGUGUCCGAAGUUGUUCGUGUACGCUAUAUUCUUCCAGAUCGUUCCCAGUUCCCUCUCGUUUGGCCGGUAUUGAGAAAGUGGUUUGGUAAUGUACGGCCGGCGGCGACAAUGGUGCAGUCUUCCCUCAUGGUUGAUGAGAUGAAGAUUGAAAUCGAGGUGACAGCAAAGAAGGGAUCGAGUAAUGAUGUGCCCACUUCUGCAUAA
Trichoderma breve is the source of this 408-nucleotide messenger RNA. RefSeq names its product endoribonuclease l-PSP domain-containing protein. The record is from RefSeq and is a predicted model, not a curated record. NCBI's taxonomy places the organism in Eukaryota, Fungi, Ascomycota, Sordariomycetes, Hypocreales, Hypocreaceae. The transcript is spliced from 2 exons. The coding region runs from base 1 to 408 and encodes 135 amino acids.